This is a messenger RNA of Nerophis lumbriciformis (worm pipefish), 438 nucleotides long. It is a transcript of the gene sst5, whose product is annotated as somatostatin 5. The record is from RefSeq and is a predicted model, not a curated record. Gene Ontology annotation, cellular component: extracellular region. Lineage: Eukaryota; Metazoa; Chordata; Actinopteri; Syngnathiformes; Syngnathidae. Gene Ontology annotation, biological process: regulation of cell migration. Gene Ontology annotation, molecular function: hormone activity.
AGGAGGCUAUUUAUCAGUGACCGUCGCGCAAGUUGAGGAGUCUUGUGGAGAUGCUUCAGCCGCAGGUGCACAUGCUGCUGCUGGUUCUGCUGUCCAGUGGGCUGCUGGUGCGGGUCGGCGGUGCGGACCUGCUGGCAGAGACCCUCGAAGCGGACAUGGCACUGGACAAGGCCUUAGCUCGCUCGCUACUGCUGAGGCUCGUCUACCAACUUGCGUCCAGAAGAGCGGACACGCUCCCCUGGUUGGAGGGCGAGCUGGGUGUGAAGGUGGGGGUGAUGCGGCGACACCUCCCGCUCUCCCAGAGGGAACGCAAGGCAGGCUGCCGCAACUUCUUCUGGAAGACUUUCACCUCCUGUUGACUGUCAAUUGAUUGAUGCUUUGUUGUUCUUAUUGUCUGUUUUACAAGUGGCAGGGAUGUACAGUCAAAUCAAUUAAAUG